CAGACAGAGAAGAUUCACCGGUUAGUAUUCCUUCCACCGAUUCGUUCUCUGUAGUCCGUGAAAGUGAAUACGCAGAGUUGGGCGUGUUGCUCUCCCGGUCUGCGCAUUGUAUUUUUAUCGAACCCUCGUAGAUAAGGACGUAAACUAUAGUGUUAUCAGUGAAAGUGUGGUUUGUUUUCAACAGAUCAACUGUCUACAAUAGAAUUUCCACAAUAAUAGAUAGGCACCUCCAGAUAUAAACAGUAUGGAGUGUGGAGUUACGGGGGGCUACACCAAUGGUUCCAGUGCAGGUGCUGGAGGUGGUAUUCUAGCAGAUGUAAGAUCGGAAAGAUCUCCCGCUAAGACAGGACUCCACGUCAAUUUCAAAGACAAGGGAGAAAUCAAAGAAAGACGAGAAAAAUUUCUCACUGCCAAAUAUGGACAUCACCAAAUGAGCCUUAUAAGAAAACGACUCGCAGUUGAGAUGUGGCUGUACGAAGAACUGAAAAAAUUGUAUGAAACUUCGAAAGUGGAUGAUUUAAGUAACGAUGAAGUAGAAGUGGACAUAGAUGAACUUCUAGAUUUGGAAUCUGAAGAACUUAGAAGGAGGCAUUUACAGGCCCUUCUUAUAAAUGCAAAAGGCUCACAAAACGAUGUUAAAAAAUUCAUCAACGAUUUAUUAGAUAAAGCGAAGACGCUGUAAAUUCCAAGUUGAAUGUGCUAAAAGGGUUCAACAACUUUGGCCCCACGGAGCCAGCACAAACUACCGUUAUAAGUACUGCAUCAAUGUUCUUUUACCAUUGGACAAAAUCGAAGUUCGUCCCUGUCGACGCUGUAACAAAGAAGAAGAAUAGCAGUUUCGAUGAGACAAAACAUCACAGUUGAUUCGAACCAAUAGCUAUGAUAGCUUAGGAUUGAAUCCUCAGACUUUUCAGAAUUACCAAAGGUGUCAAACAGUGAACGAUAUGGUAGAAUUUAUUGAUUCCAAUUGAAUUUACGAAAUUUCUCUGUGAUGAAGGUGUUUUUCUUCUCGGCGCUUUUUUCGUGAAUGUGGUCAAUGACAAUGUUCAUGACGAUUUUCUAAUUUUUAUAUGCAGUCCUAAAUAUUUGCUACAAUAUCAAUAUUACUAGUACUAGUCUAUGUAAUAAAAAAAUUUCUGCUAGUGAUUUUUCAAGAAAGAUUUUGAUAAUUGAAUUUUGUGAUUUGAAGUAUUCCAUAUCAAAAUACUAUGAUAAAUUCUUUUGUAAUUGAAGUAGAAAUACCAAAUGUAGUCCCUUGUUUUGUGCUAUUUUAUAAAAAAAAUAUUUACACUCAAAGAAUGUUGAAGCUAUUAUGGAAGCUAUUCUCAACAAAAAAGAACAAAUAUCAUGUAUUCUACACCGAAUAUAUAAUUUGAAAUGUUAAUCAGAAAUAAUUAAGCGACCCUGUUGUGAUCUCAGCCUUCUUAUUUUUGACAUGUCUAUCAUAGAUUGUAUAGAAAUAGCAAUAAGUUGUCCAUUUUAAAAAUAAAUAGUAGAAAAUUUA
Molecule: messenger RNA, 1504 nt
Organism: Harmonia axyridis
Lineage: Eukaryota; Metazoa; Arthropoda; Insecta; Coleoptera; Coccinellidae
Product: protein phosphatase 1 regulatory subunit 14B
Exons: 5
Coding region: 245-682 (145 amino acids)
Biological process (GO): regulation of phosphorylation
Cellular component (GO): cytoplasm
Molecular function (GO): protein serine/threonine phosphatase inhibitor activity
Source: RefSeq, a predicted model, not a curated record